AAAAUUUGGACACAAUUUUAAAUGUUUGACUAAGACCAAGAGUUAGAAUCACUUGCUUGUGCUCGAAUCGGUGGGAGCAGGAUGGACCAAGAAGCUAGGAAUGCGCAGUAGACCGUAGUACAGUACCACCGAGCACGUGAAAAAAAAGCCGACUUGUCACAGCUGCGGGAACAAGGGAAGCACCCACUCCGGCGUCUCUCCUUCUCCCAAGUACAGACAGGACCUCCCAAAAUGCUGCCCAUUGUCCGUGGCGCCGUCUCCGGCCGCCUACGGCGCCCCCUCUCCACCGCCGCCACUCGCCCUCCGUGGGUGAUGAUGGACCGGGAGAUAAAGCAGACGAAAUCCCGGGGAGGCGUGUCGUGCUCGUUCCGCCCGCCCCCGUCCGCCUCCUCCAUCACCAUCCCCAUCUGGUCCUUGGCCCUCGAGCCCCCGGGGGACAAGCGCGCAUACAUGGACACGAUGCGCUGCCGCCUCCUCGCCGCCAGCAGCGACGGCUUCCUCCUCCUGGACACCCUCAAGUCCCGCGUCAAGCUCCCGGACGGCCUCCCGGUCGAGGCGCUCCGGGUCGAGGCGGUGCUCCUCAAGGCCGUCCCUUCCGAGCCCGUCUGCCGGUGGUCGGAGCGCCGGGUCUGCAACCCGGUCACCGGCGAGCUGCUCUGCCUCCCGGACUUCCCCCGCGGCGGCGGCGCGGCGGGCAAGGCCUCCACAGGCUGCACGGACGGCACGGGCAUGGGCCUCCUCACCCAGGCUCCCGAGGCGAGGUACGCCGCCGCGCAGCUUAGCGUGGCCCACGACGGACGCCGCUUCCUGCUGCGCCGGUUCGACUCGCGGAAGGGGGUUUGGGAGGACGACCUGGUGCUGCCGUCCCCGCUGCCGCCUGGCCGCCGGAUGCACAUGGUUCUUCACGAGGUGUUUGAUUUCGGCGGCCGGCUCUGGUGGGUGGACGUCAGCUGGGGCGCCGUCUGCCUCGACCCCUUCUGCGACCAGCCCCAGCUCCGCCCCGUCGAGCUUCCCGCGGGCACCGUGCUCGCUGGCUCUGUCUCACGGAACGAGACUAACAUGCGGAUCCUCGACAAGCACCGGCGCAUGGGAGUCAGCGUCGGCAGGCUGGUCUACGCCGAGGCCGAUGCGUUCCAUGUCAGGUCCUUCGCUCUGGACGACGAGAGCGGCAGCUGGACGCUGGAGCACGAUGUGUCCGUCGCCAGCCUUUGGCCCGACGUGAAGGUGCUGCCUUCCAUCGCUGCUAUCGACCCACUCGACAGUGAUGUGCUGCAUCUCAACGUCAAGGAGUUUACCAUCAGCGUCGACUUGCGCCAGGAGAAGGUGAUGGUGGGUGCUGCAUUUCUGCAGGGUGGCGUUUCUCCUCAGUCCGCAGCAAGUUCCUAUCUGCCAUGUGUGCUCCCGUCGUUUCUCGGAUCGACCCCCAUUCCAGGCAACAACGACGUAAAAAAGAACAAGACUCUGGCAGAUGUUCUGGUUCGUUCAGACAGACAGCCGAAGACAUGAAGGGUUUCUUAAAACUAACAAUCAAGUAGUGGCAGAUGGUGGCAGUUUGUGGGGGACUGACUUUGUGGAAAAUCUGGGGAAGUUUAGUUUUUUUGGAGUUUGCUGAUGAACUAUCUCAAUCUCAUUUUGGUGGAAAUCUGGAAGUUGGUUCAGAGUUUCAGCUGACACUAGUGCAAUCCAGUAGAAUUAGUGAAUUAAAAGGUGAUGCAGUCACAUGUUGAACUCUCUUGUGAGAAAUCUGCAUUGGGGGUUGUUUCUCAGUAUGAGACACAUGUCACAGCUGCCAUAAAUUGUUGAUGAGCGUUUCAGCAUUCAGUGUCUGAUAUGCUUGGUUUUAUGCACUUGCUUGAGUAUUUGUCAA
Molecule: messenger RNA, 1867 nt
Organism: Brachypodium distachyon (stiff brome)
Lineage: Eukaryota; Viridiplantae; Streptophyta; Magnoliopsida; Poales; Poaceae
Exons: 3
Coding region: 232-1506 (424 amino acids)
Source: RefSeq, a predicted model, not a curated record